UCCAGUUGGAAGGAAAAAAUUCAAACUUUAGUUAAUAGGCUUUGUACGAGUGAUGAAAAAUUAUACUCGAUACUUCCAAUUAUACCCACUUUACAAUUUUUUAUUUCAUGGAAAGCCAUAUCUGAGAUUUCUUAUAAACUGUCGUAACUUACUCAUAACUUACUCGAAACGAACGAUCUAGUGAUCUUAUAUUUCCUCCCUCGCAUCGCGAACUAUAAAGUGCACGCGUCGACUUCUCUUGCAACAAUAUGCUCCCGUCCCUGCGGAUCAGAUACAUCAAUAAACUGCGCAUGCGUCGGCAUAAAGUGUAAAGAACGGAGAACAUUUGCGAUAUUACCUUGAGAGACUUAUUACCUUGAGAAGGAUCUGUAAUUGACUGUUCCGCGAGCCAUUUCUAUAAUGAAGCGGGUUAUAUCUGUAAAGGAGAGAGCAAAAUAGAGAGAGCAUAAAUUAUACAAAAGUAAUACUUUUCGCCAUUCAUUGCGCAAAACGUUUCUUUAUAUAAGAUAUUUCGAUAAAGAAAAAAGAGCAUUAGAAUUCGUCACACAUGACACACGGAUCGAUACAAAGCAUCGAGAGUCAGUUUCACGACCAGAAAUGUUCCCGGUCUCGUGCAAAAUGGACUUCAACAGUGAGCACUAUUAUAAAAUUAACCGUAUCAUUUUGUCGGCUAUUGGCCUGUGGCCACAUCGACACAUCACGUUGCGACAAAUUCAAGCCGCUCUGUUAUCAUUUCUACUAAUCUCGGUAACAUUUCCUCAGUUAACAAAAUUGAUUGUAGAAGAAUACAAUGUGGACGUUGUUGUGAGAGUUUUAUCAUCCACUCUACCAUUCUUAUUAUUUAUUGUAAAAUAUAUCGCGUUUUAUUUUGUGACGGAAGAUAUAAAAGGAUUAAUGCAGUAUAUUCAAAAUGACUGGAAUGCCUUGAAAGAUAACAACGAGCACGAGAUAAUUCAUCAAUACGCGAAAGCGUCUGUAUUAAUCACUAAGUCUUUAGCAAGUAAAUAAACAUUUGAACAAUAUGUACGAUUUGAACAGG
Harpegnathos saltator (Jerdon's jumping ant) is the source of this 1039-nucleotide messenger RNA. RefSeq lists its product as uncharacterized. The record is from RefSeq and is a predicted model, not a curated record. NCBI's taxonomy places the organism in Eukaryota, Metazoa, Arthropoda, Insecta, Hymenoptera, Formicidae. The coding region runs from base 598 to 1008 and encodes 136 amino acids. The transcript has 3 exons.